AUGAGUGAGAACUUAAAGGUAAUUGUUUCCAAUGGAAAUAGGCUUGCUGUAGAGGAUCACCAAUUGGAUUUGAAAUCAGUUGCCUCGAAUGCAAUUUCUUUGAAUGAUAUUGGAAAUACAUUAAAUGAGACUCAAAAGAGACAUAUUUUGAAAAGAUUAAACUAUGAUAAAAUUGUGGAUUUUAAUGAGUUACCAGUAGCAGCUGUUUUUAUGAUCGAGAAGGUCCAAGCAUUAUCUAUUGAGGACUCGAUUUCCAUUUUAAAAGAAGCUCUCAUUGACCACGAUGAAGAUGUAAACUUCCCAACUAAAGAGUAUAGCUUUAUUGAAAGAUUAAUCCGCGAUCAACGAGAUAAAAAGGACAUGGAUUCGAGCAUAUUCGCAGAAUCAGAAGAGAAGGAUGUGGUGGAGAAUGACAGAGAGGAAUGGUCCGAAAAAAACACUGAGAACACGAGCUCAGCUGAUGAAGAAAGUGGAGAUCACGAUUAUUUUGCAAUCGUUGAUUGGGAUUUGCAGGUAAGACUAGAAGCUGCGUUGAUUGCUUAUCAUUCACCUUAUCCCGAAGUGAGAGCAGUAACUGAUCCAUAUGACGACCCAUCCAUUCCUUGCGAAACUAUUAGAGUGUAUAUUCUUGGUAUCUUUUGGACAUGUAUCGGUACUUUUGCUAAUCAGUUUUUCUCAGAGAGACAGCCAACCAUUGCAUUAUCUUCAGCAGUCGUUCAGCUACUACUUUAUCCUUCAGGUGUUUUACUUUCAAAGAUAUUACCCAAAAAAACUGUCAAGAUUUGGAAAUCGUCCUUUGACUUGAAUCCAGGCCCAUGGAACCACAAAGAGCAGAUGCUAGCUACUAUCUUUUACAGCGUCUCAAAUGGAAUUUCAUACGUUAGCUACAACCUUCACGUUCAAAUGCUUGAAAUAUUUUACAACAACAAGUGGGUUGACUUUGGGUACCAGGUGUUGUUGAUCUUGGCUACAAAUUAUCUAGGUAUUGGGUUUGCUGGUAUCUUGAGGAGAUUCUCGAUCUACCCACAUAAAGCAAUUUGGCCUACAAUUUUGCCAACAAUUGCAUUGAACCGAGCCUUGUUACAGAAAGAAACCAAGGAGAAUAUAAACGGAUGGGAAAUUUCUCGAUAUAAGUGGUUCUUUGCUGUUUUUGGGUUUUCAUACAUGUACAAUUGGAUCCCAACGUAUUUGUUCAAUGCGCUUUCAUACUUUAACUGGCCCACUUGGAUUGCUCCCAAUAAUGUCAAUUUGGUUGCUGUUACUGGCAGCGCCUCAGGUUUAGGAAUGAAUCCAUUUCCUACUUUUGACUGGAACAUUUUGAACUUUAAUGGAUGUUUAGUAUAUCCAUUUUAUGCACAACUUAACCAGUAUAUUGGAACAAUGCUUGCAUUUUUUGUAAUUAUCGCUAUUUGGUACAGCAAUCACAAAUGGACUGGUUAUAUUCCAAUCAAUACUGCCUCUUUAUUUGACCGUUUCGGUAACCGGUACAAUGUGAAAGAUAUUGUUGAUGAAAACAACAUGUUUGAUCAAACCAAGUAUGCAGAAGUUGGACCUCCAUACUACUCUGCUGCCAACAUGGUUGUCUACGGUGCAUUUAUUGCAAUCUACCCGUUCUCAAUCACCUACGAAGUGUUUAUGAAUAGAAAAUCAUUUUGGAGUGCAGUGAAAGGGUUGGCUCGUGGAUUCAAAAAUAGUAAAAGCUCAGUUUACGAAGGCUUCCACGACCCCCACAGCACCAUGAUGAGAAAGUACAAAGAAGUUCCAGAUUGGGUCUUUUUGAUUGUGCUUGUCAUUUCCAUUGUGCUAGCUAUUGUUUGUGUUAAGAUCUACCCAACACAAACACCAGUAUGGGGUGUCUUUUUUGCCGUUGGUAUUAAUUUCCUCUUUUUGAUUCCGUUGACUGCCAUUUAUGCAACUACCGGCUUCUCCUUUGGAUUGAAUGUCUUGGUUCAAUUGAUUGUUGGGUUUGCAUUACCUGGGAAUGGUUUAGCAUUGAUGUUUAUUAAGGCAUUCGGUUACAAUAUCAAUGGCCAAGCGCAGAACUAUAUUUCGGAUCAAAAAAUGGGCCACUACGUCAAAGUUCCACCUAGGGCUAUGUUUAGGUGUCAAAUGUUGUCGAUUUUUGUCUCGUCGUUCCUUGGACUAGCAGUGCUCAAUUUUCAGAUAAAGAGCAUUCCAAACUACUGUCUGCCAACAAACACCCAAAAGUUUACCUGUCCAAGCUCAACCGUGUUUUAUAACGCUUCGAUACUUUGGGGUGUGAUUGGUCCUAAAAAAGUUUUCAAUGGGUUGUAUCCAAUUUUACAAUGGUGUUUCUUGAUUGGUUUCUUGAUGGCGAUCCCAUGUAUUAUUAUCAAAAAGUAUGGACCAAAAAAGUACACCAAAUUCUUUCAGCCCACCUUGGUUGUUGGUGGAUUUUUAUUCUAUGCGCCUUACAAUUUAUCUUUCUACACUGGUGGGCUUUACAUGUCCAUUCUUUUUAUGUGGUAUUUGAAAAACCGUUAUUUGGCAUGGUGGCAGAAGUACAACUUUGUUUUAUCAGGAGCUAUGGAUGCCGGAGUUGCUUUCAGCGCAAUAAUGAUAUUUUUUGCUGUUCAGUACAAGGAAAAGAAUAUUGACUGGUGGGGUAAUAGCGUAGUUUGGAGAGGUAUUGAAGGUAGAGGUGGUCAAAGCAGAUUGAAUGCAACAUCUGCACCAGGUGGAUACUUUGGGCUUCGACCCGAGCAGUACCCAUGA
Molecule: messenger RNA, 2736 nt
Organism: Lodderomyces oxycetoniae
Lineage: Eukaryota; Fungi; Ascomycota; Pichiomycetes; Serinales; Debaryomycetaceae
Exons: 1
Coding region: 1-2736 (911 amino acids)
Biological process (GO): transmembrane transport
Cellular component (GO): plasma membrane
Molecular function (GO): oligopeptide transmembrane transporter activity
Source: RefSeq, a predicted model, not a curated record